This is a messenger RNA of Carassius auratus (goldfish), 7294 nucleotides long. RefSeq names its product leucine zipper-EF-hand containing transmembrane protein 1 (gene letm1). The transcript is spliced from 16 exons. Gene Ontology annotation, biological process: intracellular monoatomic cation homeostasis. Gene Ontology annotation, cellular component: mitochondrial inner membrane. Gene Ontology annotation, molecular function: calcium ion binding; ribosome binding. The record is from RefSeq and is a predicted model, not a curated record. Bases 282 to 2621 code for a protein of 779 amino acids. Lineage: Eukaryota; Metazoa; Chordata; Actinopteri; Cypriniformes; Cyprinidae.
AUGAAUGAAGGCCUGACGCCGUGACCUUCAUCACAGCGGGUGCAGCACGCCCCCUGGCGGCUGAGCUCAACCACAGGAAGACGGAAGCAGAUGGCGAACGCUUGCAAACACAUCGCUUGAUUCACCGAGGAGGGUACAAGGGCAUGAGCAAAGAGCUAGGGACUAUGAUUUCUGUGGAUAGCUGAUAAAUCACAGUGUAUUACCUCUUUACGUCCACUCAGCGUUACUGUAAAUCUUACAUUAACGUUUGACGCAUUUUCAUCCACACAGACGGGAACAGAAUGGCAUCGAUUUUGCUCACCAGAUCUCGGACUCAUUUACUGAAAACAUCUAAGUCAUUAAAGAACGAAUUCAGAAAAGGAAAGUUAUCAGAAAGCACAUGCUUUAACUGCACUGCGCUGCGGUUGGCCACAAACAGCAGUUGUGGUGUUCUUGGAGGCGGUGUCUGGCCCCAUGCAGCAUCUGUCCUGUACCUUGACAAUUCCUCAGCACUUCAGCGCCGCUUGUCCGGAUCACCUCGUCUGUACUGUGCCAUCUUAGUACCUGACCCUGCCCUGCCUAUCCACACCCACUCCACGAACCCCAGUACGCUAGCCUGGCCACAGAACACCCAAGUCCGAUGGCUACAUACUACAGGCCGUCUCCAUGAUGAUUCGAAGGUAGAACGUUCUUUACGUUCACUGAAGGAUCGGAAUAUAAAGCUUGAGGAGGGUGGACCAGUGUACAGCCCGACGGUAGAUGAUGAGCCUGUGAGACGGACAAUACGUCAACGUGUGAUUGAUGAGGUGAAGCAUUACUAUCACGGGUUCCGCCUACUAUGGAUGGAUACGACUAUUACGGUACGGAUGCUGUGGAGGGUGCUGAAUGGACACAUUCUGUCACGCCGAGAGAGGAGACAGUUCCUGAGGACGUGUGCAGAUGUCUUCCGGCUUCUGCCCUUUCUGGUCUUUAUCAUCGUUCCAUUUAUGGAGUUUCUGCUUCCUGUUGCACUGAAACUUUUCCCUAACAUGUUGCCGUCCACCUUUGAGACACAGUCCAAAAAGGAGGAAAGACUAAAGAAGGAGCUGAGAGUGAAGUUAGAGAUGGCCAAGUUCUUGCAGGACACAAUUGAGGAGAUUGCACUAAGAAACAAAGCAGCCAAAGGCAACGUUACCGAGGAGUUCUCCACUUUCUUUCAGAAGAUCCGUGACUCGGGAGAAAGACCCAGUAAUGAGCAGAUCAUACGUUUCUCUAAGCUGUUUGAAGAUGAACUGACUUUAGAUAACCUGACACGGCCGCAGCUGGUGGCUCUGUGCAAGCUUCUGGAGCUGCAGUCCAUCGGCACCAACAAUUUCUUGCGCUUUCAGCUCAUCAUGAAACUCAGAGCCAUCCGUGCAGACGACAAGCUGAUAGCAGAGGAAGGAGUGGACAGUCUGAAUGUGAAUGAGCUGCAGGCAGCGUGUCGUGUGAGAGGGAUGAGAGCUCUGGGGGUGACGGAGGAGAGACUCAGAGAGCAGCUUAAACAGUGGUUGGAGCUUCACCUCAAUCAGCACAUCCCCACAUCUCUGCUGCUGCUGUCCCGAGCUAUGUUCCUGCCAGACACGCUGUCCCCUGCGGACCAGCUUAAAACCACACUACAGAACCUGCCAGAGAUUGUGACUAAAGAGGCGCAGGUGAAGGUGGCAGAGCUGGACUUCUCUAAAGUGGAUAACAAAACCAAGCUGGAGGCCACGCUGCAGGAAGAGGCAGCUAUCCAGCAGGAAAACAGAGAGCGGGAGCUGGAGAGACUGGCGGAUGCUGCAGAGAAAGAAAAGGAGCAGGCCGCACGGGAGGCUGAGGUGGUGGAGAUGGAAGCAGAACGACGGGUGGAUGCAGAGCAUGCUCUCUCCAGUGUAGACGUGGCCAUCCAUUCAGAAACACUACGAGAUACUGCACCAGUGCUAGAGGGCAUUAAGUUCGAGCAGUGGCAGAGGUAUCUGCGCAUUCAGGGGGAGGAGAUCACGAAGGAAGAGAUUGACAUGCUGAGUGACGCCUGCACCAAACUGAAGGAGCAGAAGAAUCUCCUCACCAAAGAGAAAGAGGAGCUGGAGGACCUGAAGGAUGACGUGCAGGAGUACAGUGAGGACCUAGAGGAGAUCAAGCGAGAGCUGUCCAGAACAGGACAGGAGAAAGUGGUGGAGGAGUCUAAAGCAAGCCAACUUCUGUCGAAGCGGGUCAACCGCAUGAUUAGCAGAAUGGAUAAGAUCAUCACUGAGCUGGAGAAGGACAAGAUUGUUCUAGAUGGACAGAUGGACAGUGAGACCACACCGCCAAUUGGAUUGUUCUUUGAGAAACAUAGUGACUUGCCAAGGGAGAACCUGAUAAGCAUCAACGAGCUCAUUGGAGUCAUGAAGCAGAUCCAGAACAUCCCUGAACACAAGCUGCUCAGCAUCGCAGAUGCACUCGAUGAAAACAAAGAUGGCAAGAUAGACAUUGAUGACGUCUUAAAGGUGGUAGAGCUGAUCGAUAAGGAGGACAUCGAUAUCUCCACCAACCAGGUGGCAGAGAUCAUGGUGAUGCUGCAGAAGGAGGAGAAGCUGUUGGAGAAAGAGAAAGCCAAAGAGAAGGUUGAGAAGGAGCAGGCAGCUAAAAUCCAAAACUAGACUUUCCAUGUAGGGAAUGGAAAAGAUCCUGAAGCUUUUGAAGAUUUUCAGGUUCAUUAAUAUGUGUUAAGAAGCUUCAGAGCGAGACUGAAAACAGUGCUGACGUCCCUUAUUGAUUCGGGUGUGUGUAUAUUUAGAACAAAGAACAAACUUUGCUUUGUUCAAGGAAGACCGUUGUAUAAUUAAUGAAUUAAGAUGUUUAUUUAUUAAUAACAUUAAAAAAGUGAUGCACUACGGAGCCCUACACAUGACAUACAGAAAACAAUAGAAAUGAAGGCCACGAAUUAAAAAUGUGUUCCUUUGAUUUAGGUAAGUAAUCCCCAAGUUUAACUAAAUUAGAAGGAAGGAGAUAAAUAGUACAAUUUAACUAAGUAAGAACGAAUUAAAAUGUGUGAACGAUUUCUUAAUUCAUGGCCAUCCUAUCGUUUAUUAGUCAUGUGUGAGGCACCGAAAGAAAAUGCGUUAAUUUAUUCUCAAAAAAGACCCUCUUAAAGGUGAAAUGUGUCAUUUCUGGCACAAAACGGACUGUUUGUUUGAGCUGCUUUGUUGAGCUGGUCAUUAUAACAUCAGCGCGACCAAUAACAGGAGUUUGGGGUGGAGCUAUCUUAGUGUAACAGAAAUGGCGCACUUCAGCUGUAAGAUGCAAAAACUUACCAACUUUUUUCUCAUGAUUUAACACCCUGGCGGUGAUGUAAUUUCCUGUGAUCUGAGGACAUCUCCUCUCUUUGCACAUCACAUCACCUGUCACCAUCAUUCCACUACUCGUCCAGUUUUAUUCUGUUGCAGUUUUAUUUUUCAGUUAAAUCUUUGAGAUUCUUGAAUUUCACUCAGAAGAUGUUGAUAUCACUCUCAAGUUUUUUCAAUAACCAAAGAAGCUGUGUUGCAGAUCUUCUGCUUCAUUCACACAUGUACGAGCCACCAAGCACUGCGGCUUUGUAGCUUCUGCACGGACUUGAAGAUGGUGGCUGAGACUAAUUUGAUUUAUUUCGCUCCUAUCUUGAAUUGAUUUCAGCAUCACAUUUACAUUGUGGUCUUCAGUAAUUGAAAUCCCUUGUCCAAAGUAAACUCAAGGGAUUAACUUGAGAUAAUAUAGCUGUAUAUCAUUGCUAGUAUUUGCAUUGUUUACUAGCAGGAAAUAUCCGUCUCUGUUAGCUAGCUUGGGCUAAUGAUAGAUGAAGUGUGUUUGUGGAUGUCUGUAUGUGCUGGGAACCUAAAAGGGAAAAGAUGGAGCUCAGUGCAGACAGAAUCCGGGUACAGCUCAGCCUACAGUCUUUAUGUGACCUGGAUCAUCCCUCUCUCCUUACAUGGAGAUAGUGGCAGCAGUUCGUCUCGUAACAGAGUACCUACAGUAACUGGAAUGUGUCCAUCAGCAUGAGACUCGCACACUAGGCUAGCAUAGUUUCACAGGGCACAUAAGGCAGGAAAUACAUCAUCUGAACCCUAAACAUGUCAUAGUGAGGGACCAGCAUGUCUAACCUCAAAACGCUGACCGAGAGUCUGGGUGCCUAUUUCACAUUGUGUCCCUUAAAAGAAUAGUUCACCCAGAAAUUAAAGAUUUUCUUUUUUUUUUUAUGUAGAACACAAAAUUAUAUGUUUAACAGAAUGUUCAUGCUGCUCUUUUCCAUUCAAGAGAAAAUAAGUCAUAAAUGUUUAUAACCACAUGAGGGUGGGUAAAUGUUGACAGAAUUUUCAUUUCUGGGUGAGUUGUCGGUAACUUACCUAUAGAAGUCUCCAAGUACAGUAAUGGCAUUUAAGCCUUCAAAUAUUUUCAUGAAUUAGUAUUAAUUUACCGUUUGCUAGAAAAAGUCCAUGAAUGUUCAAGUAUUUUAUGCUGACGUGUAAUUGCACUAUAAUUAUUGAGAGCUUUAUUUUUUGGCGUGUUGAUCUAGACUCAGAAAGAUGCAUGUAAUGUCUGAUUGCACACCGAGAGAUAUUUUGAGGAAACGUACACUUGAAUUUUUUAAGUGGUAGAGGGGACGAAGUGAGAAUAUUGCGGAAAAGUAUAAAGAUACCUUGCUUAUUUGUGUUUUGUUUAGCAAUUUUAAAAAGAGUUUUCAGAUUCAUUCAUAACAGAUGGUGCAUGUGCACAUAUAAGUGAGCACAGCUGGAAGAGAGUAAAUCUAUUGAUGUAAUUGCCCUUGGAACCUCAUUUACUGCUUAAGCUAAUUGAAAUGUAUUUGAUUUAUUAUAUAUUUUCCCCUUUUAAGGCCAGUACAUUUAGUCUUUCAAGGUUUUUUUUUUUUCUUUGACCGUCCUGCAUUUUAGAAGGUUCAAAGCCUAAAUACUGUUAUGCUAAUUAACUAAAUAAUCUGUGAAAAUGAGAGUGCUAUGUGCAAAAAAAGGAUAAAAAAAAGAAUUUUAUUUUAUUGUUCAUACUACCUAUGUAAAUAUACUAUUUACAUACAAGUGGGUACAAAGUCAAAUAAAAUGAACUGAUCUUUAAGUUGAAUAUUAUCUUUUUCUUUAUUUCUGUCUCUAAUCCAUGUGCAUCUGCAUGUUUCAUAUAUCUUAUUUUUUGUCUUCAUCAUUCAAUUGCUUUAACAUCUUUUCACCCUCCCUGCUGCAUUAUUCACCUGUUACCACUGACAGCAUGGUAUCAGAUCCAACCUAUCUUCUCUGUAGUAAUGAUUAAAUAAAUUAAUUUGACUUUUAAUUUCUUUAACUUCAGUUUCAUAUGGUUAUAUAAUAUGAAUAUAAGUGUAACUUGCAUUUAAAUCCAGUAGCCAGUGCACAGAGAACACAGGUUUAAAGCACACUAAAACUGAACUAGACUAGUAUGAAAUUAAAUGACACUUUAUUAAGAAAUCGAGAUCGCCAUGUUUGCAUGUGAGGCUGCAGACAGGUAUUCGGAGCACUUGACUAUUAUUAUUAUUAUUAUUAUUAUUAUUAUUACCGUUUUGAAAAUGGCUUGCCCUUCUCUUAUAAUGCAACAGAACUGCUACAUGGUUUGUUUCAUUACUUGACUGUUAAGGAUCUGGUAUAUGAUUUAAAUGUAAUAUUUAUAGAUGCAAGUCUUGGGGUACGAUAAAACAUUGAGGUUAUUCAUAAUAAUUUUGUUUGAGUAAAAAUUAGCUAAAUUUGCCAGACCACUAGGUGGCGCUAUAGUUUUAGAUGAUAAAAGUAAUCACAGCCAUGUCAACAUAUUUGUAACUCUGCAAUUCUGUUCUUUAUGUCAAACCCGGUGUGGUGCAUCAGUUAAAUGCUAAUGUUCUACAUAAUUACCACACCAGUUCAGCGUACCGUGCUUUUAUAUGAGCAGAUCAUACACUUUCAGAAAAAAGGUAUAAAAGUUGUCACUGGUGUGGAACCUUUUAAAAAGGUGCUAAUGUGUACAAUUUAGAUCACAGGUACACUUGAAGAACUAAUGUGUACCUUCAAAGCGCUAAUAAGCACCUUUUAGGAGUAAAUGAGGUACAAAGAAAAAAAAAAGUACUGCUUCAUUGACAGCUUCUGUACCUUUUUUUUUUACAUUUUUUUUUCUGAGAGUGUACUGACAACAGACUGUGACGAGUAUUCAUAUAAACACUACCAAUACAGAAAACAGUCAGCUUAUAAUAAACGUCUUAAAUUCAAACAGUCGGACACCCAGACUAAAAAAUGACUUAAAAUUAUGCCGUCUACAAUAAUAACCUGUGAGGACUUGAAGAGGGCUGAAUAGCUGGAGGGAGAGCCACAGUAAAUCACACUGCCCUGUAAGUAAAGCCAUGUGGGCCGGUAAGAGGACACUGCUCUGUGUAAAAGAACUUCUUGUUUGUGCUGACACGAGUUCAACAGCUCUUCUCUGGCCAGCCACUGCGAGAGUCUUUAGUUUAGGUGUGUAGCGCGGUGAAAGAUUACAUCUGAUGUAUGUAUUGGAUGUUGUUUGGAGUCACUUUAUAGACAUAACAGUGCUGAGAGCAAUCUAAAACAUUAAAUGCAUGCUUUGUUUAUGUUCAGUAAGAUACUCUGUCUCUCUUUCUCUCAAUCUCUCCCUUUUUUUGUAUUCUAUAUAGAAAUAUGUGAGAAGACAUGGAGAACUUGCUCAUCUGCAACACACUAUUGCUUUAUGUAAUUCGCUUAUUCUCAGUAUGUAACAAUCUUUGUAUUUUCCAAUGCACAGAUGCUGAUAUGUUCAUAUAGCACUAUAUGAAUAAUUUUAAUGAAUUUGAUUUUGAUAUUUAUUUAAAACAAAUGUUUACUAACAGACAUAAAUCACAUAAAAAAAGGAUUUGUACAGAAAAUAUCUGACCAAUCAGAACAGUUGGGAGUCGGGCUUCCUUAUUGUUAGACCAUUUGGGAUGUUUUUUAUUUUUUUAGACACCACUACUGACACAUUUGAUUAGCUGUGUUUCUUAAAAUUGUCUAGAAAGAUGGUGCUUGGUUGGUUUUCUUUUUUUCAUAUAUUUGGACCACAGAAUGUUUGAGAGUAUGUGUGAAGUAUUACCAUCAAACAGAAGUCAUUAAUCAUGCUGUAUCACUGUAGCAGCUGUAUAUUCAUAUUGCACUGUACUGAAUGGCAGUAGAUUUUUCACAUAAGCUCUUUCACUGUCCUGAGAGAUGCCAGUUGAAUGUACUUUGGUGCAAUGAAAUUUUUUUUUUGUUUGUUUUUUAGAUUGGGUACAGAUAUGUACCAGAUUUUUGCUAAAUAAAAAAGCCAAUAAUAAAUUGUCAUUGUGUGCAUACACAAACAUACA